AUGGCACGUUACCGUCUGGUCUCAGGUCUCCCAGGGUCGCUUGCACCGCUUCCCCGCUCUCCUGCGCCGCUGUGCACUCCUUGCGUCGAGGGUCGGCAGCGCGCUGCCCCUCACUCCUCCUCGUUCCCCCCCACCACGGCUCCCUUCGAGACCCUGCACUUGGACGUCUGGGGCCCCUCUCCGGUCCUUGGCCCACGUCAGGAGCGCUACUUCCUGAUUGUGGUGGACGACUACUCCCGCUACACCACGGUUUUCCCCUUGCGACGGAAGGCCGGCGUGCCUACCGUCCUCGAGCCGUGGCUACUAGCGUGGGGUGGCGCCCAGGGCCUGUGUGGGCUUCGCCUACACUCGGACCGUGGUGGUGAGUUUUCUUCCACUCGCCUGGAGACGUUCUGUCAGGGUCGGGGGAUCAUCCAGUCUUACACGCUACCAGCAUCACCGCAGCAGAACGGGGUAGCCGAGCGACGCAUCGGCCUGGUCAUGGAGGUUGCCCGGACCUCCAUGUGCCAUGCCGGUGCCCCCCAGUUCUUGUGGCCCCAGGCAGUCCGCUACGCCGCGCACCAGCUGAACCUGUGGCCCAGUGACGCACGGCCAAGGGUGACGCCGGUCUCCCUUUGGACAGGUUCUCCGGGCGUAGCAGCUGACUUCCGCGUCUGGGGUUGUCUGGCUCACGUUCGCGCCCCUGGCACGAACAAGUUGUCUCCGCGCACUCGUGCCUGCGUCUUUCUUGGCUUCCCUUUGGACGCCUCCGGCUGGGUGUUCUACGACCCGGUCACCUACCAGUUCUUCGCUUCGCAGGACGUCACGUUCGACGAGUCUGUCUGUUACUACAGGAGUCGCCCCCACCGAGGUACUCAGGCCUUUUCCCCCCCGCUGUUCCUCACCCUUGAGCCCCCACCAGUCGCCCCGGUAGCCCCCCCCCCUUCGCGUCCUGCCCCGUCAGGUGUGUCGCACGUCACUCCGCAGUCUUCCCCCCCGCAGCGUCCAGUCCCUGUCGUGUCUGGGGGUGCGGGAGGUGCAGUUGCGGAGGGUGAGGGUACUGGGGCUGCAGGAGCUGGUGGUGUCGGCUCUGGGGGUGCAGGGGUUGUGGGCGUGGAGGUCACUCCGGUGGAGGACACGGCAGCCUCGACUCGGCGGCCUCGCCCUGCCUCACCCCCUGGCUUCCCGUCCGUCCCGCAGUUUCCUCCUCCUUCUUCUCUGCGGUCGGUUGCUGCGGAGCCUGGGGGUGUUCCUGCGGGAGGUACUGGAGGCCCCGGGGGUGUCGGUGGUGGAGGUGCUGGUUCUGGGGGUGCUGGAGCUGGAGGCACUGGCACUGUGGCGCCUACACCGCGCACUGUACGUUUCCUGACCCGUGAGCAGCGUCUCCUCCGGUUGGAGAGGGAGGAGCGUGAGCGAUUUGAGAGGGCACAGCAGCAGCAGCAGCAGCAGCAGCAGCAGCAGCAGCAGCAGGAGAGAGUAGAGGAGGAGUCACAGCAGCAGCACGAGAGGGUAGCGCAGGAGUCCCGGUCGCAGCAGCGGGUGCAGCUGCAGCCGCACCAGGAGAGGGUAGAGCAGGAGUCCCGCCCGCAGCAGCAGGUGCAGUUACAGACACAGCAGGAGAGAGUAGAGGAGCAGUCACGGCCGCACCAGGAGAGGGUAGAGCAGGAGUCCCACCCGCAGCAGCAGGUGCAGUUCCAGACGCAGCAGGAGAGAGUAGAGGAGGAGUCACGGCAGCAGCAGGAGAGGGUAGCGCAGGAGUCCCGGUCGCAGCAGCGGGUACAGCUGCAGCCGCAGCAGGAGAGGGCAGAGGCGGAGCCACAGGAGCAGCAGCAGGGGCCGGUACCGUCGCAGCAGACGCCAGAGGAGGCGGAGCAGCAGCGACUGCGACUACGCGACCUCCCCGACCCAGCACCUGCAUGCUUUGUUCGUGGUCCCCUGUCGUCCCCUCCUGUUCCACCAGUUGAGUCCCUUUCCUCCUCCCAGUGGACUCGUCGUCCUCCCCUCAGUCGUGCUGUGUCUCCACAGCCCCGUCGGUCCCGUUACCGUGCAGACGGUCCGUUUCACCUUGUUCUCCGCUCUCGUGUUCCACCUCCUCCUGUCCUUCCACAGCCCCCUGAGUCGUCUCUCACUGUGCUUCACGACCCGUUGUCCGACUACCUCCGUGCCUCCCGUCCUGUCGUCUCCCGUGUUUUGUCCGCGUUGGUCACUCACCCGACUGCACCUCUGUCGUCUGUCUCAGCACUUGUUACCACUGUCUCUGGCUUUGCCUCUUCCCACCGCCUUGACUACGCCGCUCACUUGGUGAGUGGCCCUGCACGUUCUCCGUCCUCUGGGGGUGCUCCUAUCUUUCCCCUGGAGGUCGUAGAGGACAGGCAGUUCGAGCUUGGUUUUCUUGCGGCCGCUGUUCCUCAUCUCUGCGCCAUGCUGCUUGCCCCUGAGGGGGAUCCAGACGCCCUUGACAUCCCGAUCCCUCGCACUCACGCCGAGGCGGUCUCGGGACCCUGGGCUUCGUACUGGAUAGCAGCUGAGGAGGCAGAGAUGGCAUCUUAUAGGUCCACAGGCACUUACGUCGACGCAGUCCCCACCACUUGGGACGAAUGUCCCGUCAGUGGGCCGAUGGCUCUACAAGGUGAAGCGGCGCCUGGAUCACACCUUGUGUUCAAGGCACGCUAUGUUGCGAGAGGCUUCACCCAGCGCGACUACGAGUUGCACUCCUUGGACUUUUCCACCGCGUUCCUUCAGGGGAGCCUGCACGAGCAGAUCUGGGCUGCGUCGCCCGCCUGGCUUCACUGGCUUCUUUCCCACCUGGGACCCAGUGGCAGCUGCGUCGACCAGUCUACGGCCUGCGUCAGGCCCCACGUGAGUGGGCACGACACACUUCGCUCGACCCUUGCAGCUCUUGACUUCUUGCCGUCGUCUGCUGACCCAUCACUGUUCGUUCGCAGUGGCUCGACCCCGUUCUUUGUCCUGGUCUACGUCGACGACCUAGUGUUUCGCCACUCCCCGACCGACGCGCGCUGGCCUCCGUGA
Molecule: messenger RNA, 3009 nt
Organism: Closterium sp. Naga37s-1
Lineage: Eukaryota; Viridiplantae; Streptophyta; Zygnematophyceae; Desmidiales; Closteriaceae
Source: the annotation of a GenBank genome assembly